AUGGCUCGUGCCUCUACGCUCUCCAAGGCUCUUUUGGCCGCCGGAGCCCUCGUGGCCCUGCGCCUUUUGUCAGGCGAGACCUUUGUGACGCCGAAGCAGCGCAACGAAGCAGCAGCGGCGAUGGCAGCUGCCAUGGUGGCAGUAUCUGCACCAGCCAUGGCUGAGGUCCCCACUUUCUCCGUCUUUGGGUUUGGCAGCGGCCAGUCUGACGAUGCCUACAGCCAGAAUGACAACCCGAUCAACCCAUACUCCCAGUUCAGCGAUGGCAGCGACACAGUCUACCAGGCCAAGAACCAGCCUGAGAUGGAGAGGAGGACCAAGUCAUUGAAG
Messenger RNA from Durusdinium trenchii, 330 nucleotides. The record is from the annotation of a GenBank genome assembly. Lineage: Eukaryota; Dinophyceae; Suessiales; Symbiodiniaceae.